UGGCCUGAAGGAUUUGUGCCGCAGAUUCGACAGAAAUGUGUGUCUUUAUUCAGUAAAAAAUAGACUCUAAAUCACGAUUUGGUAAAUAAUUUUAUUCGCAUAUAGGUUCUGGCCUGUAUAUAAAUUAGUAUUACUUCGCUCUUUGGUCGCUGGGGGAAAUGGAUGGACAAAAAGCAGCUGGUUCUGUGUUUAUGUGUCGCCUGUGCAACGUCUUUUCUCCAAGUCGCUCCCAGCUACUUGCACAUUGCUCCCAGCUGCACCCUCAGCAGAAGCCUCUAGAUGACAUCAUUAUUGCGCUGCAGCCCCUUGUGGCAGAGCCUGUGGAGAAGCUGGCAGAGACCCCAGUGAAGCGAAAACGAGGAAGACCAAAGGGCUCUACGAAGAAGAUACGCACAGAUUUGACAGAGGGCAAGGCCAUUUCCAGCCAUUCUCCAGAGAAUAACUCCAGAGAAGAAAAGAGAAAAAAGGAGGAAAUUCAACAAUUAAGUUCAGCAGAAGUACAAAAAAAUGAUGGAAUAUCAGGGCUGGAAUGUAGACACUGCCAUCGCUCAUUCAGCAACAGGCGUCAAAUCCUUAAACACAUCUGCCUAAGAGAACUGGAUGAAGAUGCAGAUGAGGAGGAGAAUGGGAGCAUCUCUGGUACAGCAGAAGGUGAUGGAACGGAAAAUGUGGAUCCCGGAGGAGUUGAUCCAAACCAGAAUAAACACAACGAGACACAAUCAGGACUUGAUCGAGAAAGCAAAGUGGGAAACUCUAGAUCCUUAAAAGCCAACCAAAGUUGCAUCUCCAAGGAAGGAGGCCAAGCAACAGGAAACAAAAAAUCUGUUAUCAGUGUUGUUCUGACAGAAGAUGAAACACUUCCAGGUGUUUUUAAAAUGGUUCCUGUAGAGGAAAGUUCAGCAGAAGCAGAAUCUGGUUCUAUCAAAUCUCAGUCUCAACCUCAGCACUCUGCAGUCUUCCAGAGUGAGUCACAUGAUGUUGCAAGUGAAGCCACCACAGAUAACCCUCAAGCAGACCAGGAGCCAAGUUCUAAUCCUACCACAACAACAACGACAAACAGCAGGGGCUUCCAGGAAUGUUCUAUCAAACAAGAUGCUUCCAAUUUGCCUCAGAGCCACCUGAAAAUUUUUGCCUGUGAGUUCUGUAACAAAAUCUUUAAGUUCAGACACUCACUGGUUGCUCACCUGAGGACACACACCCAAGAAAAACCGUUUCAGUGUCCGCACUGUGACUACGCAUCGGCCAUCAAAGCAAACCUGAAUGUUCAUCUGAGGAAGCACACUGGAGAGAAGUUCAGCUGUCAGCACUGUCCUUUCAACUGCCUCAGCCCAGGACACCUCAAGGUCCAUAUAGAGCGUGUCCAUAUGAAGGUGAAGCAGCACUGCGGCUUCUGUGAGAAAAAGUACUCUGAUGUCAAGAACCUGCUGAAACACAUGGAGAAACGACAUAAUCUAAAAGAUCCCACUGUUUACCAGAGCUACCAACAACUGAGGUUAAAAACUCGCCAGGGCCUCAGACAGCUCCUUUACCACUGUCACACAUGUAACCGACGCUUCAAAAACCACCUAGAGCGAGAGCGCCACAUGUUAGUCCAUGGGCCUAAGCGUCCUUACGCUUGCCUGCUCUGUGACCAUGCCGUGACGAAGAUGGUUGCCCUCUCUGCUCAUGUCAGGAAGCACCUCUUCCUGUACGUGUGCUCCGUGUGUAACGAGAAGUUUGUCAGCUCGCAGAGGCUGAAGAGUCACUUGACAGAGUGUCACCCAGGACUAGAUCAAGAGCAGACCUUCACUGACUCCAUCAACAGCAGCUACUAUUUGGCUCAGCCUGGAGGAGACAUGCUGGGGAGUGAGGCGAGCAUGGACACACAGGAGUGCCGGAUACCACAGGAGGGAGAAGAAGACAGAAUACGAGAAGAGGACGGACAACAUGGCACAGGGGGGAAGGAAUGGGAAGAUGUGGAAAGAGAACAGCUGAGAGAAGAGAGGGAGCAAGAGAAUGAAGAAGAACAGGCUAAUAAAAAUCCCGCUGAAAGUUUAGAGGCAGUGCCGCUGAUAGAUGGAGAGACGGGAAAGGAAGUAGGAAUAGAAGAGAGAGAAGCACAGCCAACCUUUAAAGACAGACAAGAAGAAGCAGCAGCAGAGAAGAUGUCACACAUUAAGACGGCAGACUCAUGCAGCUCUGCAGCUGAAAGACUCAAAGAGGACUCACACACCUUGUUAUCACAAGAGAACAUUCAAAGUCCACACUUAGAGGCUGGGACUCAAAAAAAUGGACACACACCUGCUGAGAACACACACACUUCAUCUUCAUCAUCAUCAUCAGGAACUAUAACCCCAUCUGAUGCCGGAGCAUGCACACAUUUGUCUGCAGGUCCAGACAACAGCCAGACUGCACAAUCAGAGGAGGUUUCCGAGGGUUCCCAUCACAGCGCAUUCGAGCAGGUGUUUUCAUCCCUUCAGAAGACUCAGCUCAAUAUGGAGACUUUCCAGCGGCUUAGGAAAAUUUACGGAGAACUAGAAUGUCAAUACUGCGGUAAACUGUUCUGGUACAGAGUCCACUAUAACAGCCAUGUGCGCACACACACCAAGGAGCACCUGCAUUACUGCUCAAAGUGCAGCUACUCUUCCAUCACCAAAAGCUCUUUAAAGCGGCACCAGAUCCAGAAGCACAGUGGCUUGCUGCUGACUUGUUCGAAUCCCGACUGCAAAUACAGCACGCCUGACAAAUACAAACUUCAAGCACAUAUGAGGACGCACAAAGAGCAGGGGAGGAGUGAGACGUGUCCUGUCUGCCAUCGUAAUUAUCCAGAGCACAGACUAAAGCACCACAUUAAAACAUCACACCCUGACACUCUUCCUAUACAAGGCAAAGGACUGAUGGUGCAGCGUGCAGAGAAGUGCCCUUACUGUGACUCCUACUUCCUAAAGAACAGCAGUGACUUUCAGCAGCACAUCUGGGCCCAUCAAGGUCUGAAGCCAUACGUCUGCAACGUGUGUGACUAUGCAGGUCGCAGUAAAAGCAACCUGAAGACUCACAUGAACCGACAUAAUACAGAGAGACGUCACCUCUGUGAUCUGUGUGGGAAGAAGUUCAAAUCUAAAGUCACGCUGAAAAGCCACAGACUGAGCCACACAGAUGAAGGGAAGCGGUUUCAAUGUUCAGAGUGCGACUUCACCUCGGUCUCUAAACCUUCCUUACUCAGACACAUGGAGCAGCACGCUAAAUUUAAGCCGUUUCGUUGUGCUCACUGUCACUACUCCUGCAACAUUGCUGGCGCUCUGAAGCGGCACUACAAUGUGAAGCACCCGGAUCAGAGAUACGAGAAUGCCGGACCCGGAUUGCCAAACCCUGACGCUCUGAAACAGCAAGGUCCUCCACUGUGUCCAGGAGGUAUGAAGUGUCCCAAAUGUGAAUUUGUUUAUGGCACAAAGUGGGAGCUGAACCGUCACCUGAAGAGCAAACACAGUCUCAAAGUGGUAGAAGGCCCUUGGGAGGUGGGAGAGGAAAUAGAGGCGCAGUAUGUGUCUGUGGAGGAUGAACAGCACCUGUCAGAGGCAGCGUUAGCAACCCUGCAGGACAACGUUAACAUCCAGCAGAUUACUGAGCUCAGUUCAGAGACUCAGGAUGCCGUCACCUCCAUGGUCGCCAUGGCUCCAGGCACUGUAGCUGUUGUACAGCAGUUGCAGGUGGCCGACGAGCAGGAAGUCGGUAACUGCGGCAACCAGCUGAUGGUGGUAAACACAGAGGGGGCCCUAAAUGGUGACCAGGUGAUGGUGUUAGAGGAGGGACACGGCCUGGAGGCACUGACAGUCCUUACUCAGGGAGACGACACACACCACUAUAUUGUCUACGUACAGGAACACACUGUAGAAAUCAACUAGUGUUUUGCUACCAUUUUACCGUAAUGUACCAAUAAACAGUAAAACAUGGAUUUAGCAACAGUUUCAACACUCUCCUUAGUUACAUUAUUUUUUCAGUAAUGAAAUUAAGUGCAAUACGCCUUUGAUCAUGUGGUAUAUUUUGUACUAACAAAGUAUAUUUUAAUAAAAUC
Messenger RNA from Pelmatolapia mariae (spotted tilapia), 4051 nucleotides. Its product is annotated as zinc finger protein ZFAT-like. Gene Ontology annotation, biological process: regulation of transcription by RNA polymerase II. The transcript has 24 exons. The record is from RefSeq and is a predicted model, not a curated record. Lineage: Eukaryota; Metazoa; Chordata; Actinopteri; Cichliformes; Cichlidae. The coding region runs from base 159 to 3881 and encodes 1240 amino acids. Gene Ontology annotation, cellular component: nucleus; chromosome. Gene Ontology annotation, molecular function: RNA polymerase II cis-regulatory region sequence-specific DNA binding; chromatin insulator sequence binding; DNA-binding transcription factor activity, RNA polymerase II-specific.